UAAUUAUAAUAGCUCCUUUAUUCAUUUAUUUUCUACAAACUCCUGACUUUGCCCUCAGAUAAGACAGCUAUUAUUUAAUUUCAAUGAGGCCCCCAGCUCUGUUUAGUGCUCCAGAAUGUGAAACUUUGUAGAUUUGAAGUGUGGAGCUGUGAUGUAAUGUGUCUGCAGGUAUAAAUAUAGAGGCAUGGCUUCACAGCGUCCACGCAGAUCAAUGUCGCUCCGGCGCUGAAGCCAGUGCGCCUGUCGGUCUGGGAAUGAGCGCAACUUCCACACGCUCCUCUCUGUCGCGCCGCUGCUUCUUCUUUUUAUUCUCGCUUCAUUGGAAAGGCAAACGCCGGGAGGCUGCUUUCAGAGCCCGACCCGGGAUGGGCUCUCUCGCGGCCCUGCGGACCGUCCUGGUCCUGGGCCUGGUGACCGGCCUUGCGGGAUGCGCCCCCGGUCUGAACGGGACUGCGGAGCGCUGGGAGGCCCUGUACUCUCGGUCCCUGGCGCGGAUCCCGGGGGAGAAGCGGGAGGAAGUCAACCGGGACAGCGACUACCUCCUGGGCAUUAAAAGGUUGCGGCGUCUCUACUGCAACGUGGGGAUCGGCUUCCACAUGCAGGUGUUACCGGACGGUAGAAUAACAGGGGUUCACAACGAAAAUCGUCACAGUCUUCUGCAGAUCUCUCCGGUGGAGAGGGGAGUGGUGACUCUGCUGGGUGUUCGCAGUGGACUCUUCGUGGCCAUGAACCGGCGAGGAAAGCUGUAUGGAUCUUUACACUACAACAACGAGUGCAAGUUCAGAGAGAAGCUCCUCGCCAACAACUACAACGCCUACGAGUCGGUGGCUUACCCGAGGAUGUACAUCGGCCUGAGUAAGAACGGCAAAACAAAAAGAGGAAACCGAGUGUCACCCGCCAUGACAGUGACACAUUUCUUGCCAAGAAUCUAGUGGCCUCAUAAAUAGACGUCACCUCAACAUGGAGAAAUAUGACGGGGUGGCUCCAUACUAUGAUGCACUUUCACUCCAGGCGUUACGCAAGUGUAUCUUAUUUGAUAUUUUGCUAUGUAUAUAUUCAUAUUUUUAUUUAUGUUUAACAGCAGUUUCAUAUUUUUUUAGGAGGGGUUGUCUUUUCACUCUGGGUGGGUAAGAGGGGGAUCAAAGAUGCUAAACAAGCUAUUUAUGUUUUCAUUAAUUAAUUUAUCAGAUAUUUGCUGCUACUGAAUGAAAUCCUGUCCUAUUGGGGUUUUUGCACUGAUGGGGAAAAUAUGCAACAGUGCACAGGAGAGCUUUAUGACUUUACUAUGUUUUUAAAAGAUUGUUUUCAGCAAAACAGCACCUUUUCGAGUCUUACCCUGAUGAAAGAAAUGAGGUGCGAGUGUGUUUGGUGUCAGAGGUGGCACUGAUUGCCCAAUGCUCCGGCCCUUUUUUGUGGCACUGGAGCCUAAUUGAAACAGUAUCA
Messenger RNA from Micropterus salmoides (largemouth bass), 1443 nucleotides. It is a transcript of the gene fgf4, whose product is annotated as fibroblast growth factor 4. The coding region runs from base 255 to 932 and encodes 225 amino acids. Gene Ontology annotation, biological process: positive regulation of protein phosphorylation; positive regulation of cell population proliferation; cell differentiation. Gene Ontology annotation, cellular component: cytoplasm. NCBI's taxonomy places the organism in Eukaryota, Metazoa, Chordata, Actinopteri, Centrarchiformes, Centrarchidae. The record is from RefSeq and is a predicted model, not a curated record. The transcript is spliced from 3 exons. Gene Ontology annotation, molecular function: growth factor activity; fibroblast growth factor receptor binding.